AAAAAGAGGAGGCAUCCUUGAAGCACUCAUCAUAUUGGAAGUUCCAUUGAGAGCUACUACAACUUUAAUUUCCGACUGCCCAACGGAAGAGUGAAGAUGUAAUAGAACACCAUCUAGCAUGAAAAACUCAGUCCUCUAAGUGUAGAAACAUCUUAUCGAGACAUGGGACAUGUCUUAAGGCAGGAGAGAUAUUUCAAGCAACAACACCCCUCGGAUACUGCUGUUAAAGAAGAAAUUCCAUUACCGCGGACAGAUAGAAGGUCAUCAUUUCAAGACAAACAUAAGGUUGGACCUUCGUUUGGCCAGCCAUAUCUUGAUCCGAAGUAUGAAUUAAGACAGAGUGCAGGCACCGAAAAAGUGGCCCAUUCUAAAUUUUCAGAAAAUGAGCUCGUCAAGCACAUGUCGAAUUUACCAGGCUUUCUCCAGCAAGUGGAGAAGGAUAACAGCAUUCAAGAGAAGGCACUGAAUUUUGGUGUUCUUGAUUGGAAGCGUUUAGAGAAAUGGAAGUAUACUGAACGUAUGCCUGGAAAAAAUCCCAAGAAAACAUCACCAACCAGCAAUUCCGUACACACAGCAAAUGGACCACCUAAAAUAGGUCCAAACUUGAGAAAGCUGCCACCGUCACAUGGUCGUAACCCAAGUUUGUUCUACUCAGGUCAACAGCCAAUACCACAAAAUUCACGUUUUAGUUCACCUCAGAAAAGACAACCUCCUCCUCUCAGUUCAUAUCUCAAUUCAUCGAAGGAAGAAAAAUAUGUUGAGCAAAUCAAGACAGUUCCUUCUUACAAGGGGAGUUUUUCUGAGGAAACUGUGUACAACACCAAGAGGAAGGAUCGAAAGAGGGAAGUAGUGUCAGAAAAAGAAGCCUCAUCGUCAGAGCAUGGCAAGAGCAAGGUUUCUAUUCUUUCACAUAACAAAAUUAAGGCUCGUGGAGAAAAGAGUGAGAUGAGAUUCGAUGAAGGAAAAGUUACUUAUGAAAAUAUCCCUGACCCGCAAAAUAUUGUGCUCCUAGUACCCAAAGAUUUUCCAAAGGCUAGUUCUUCGGAGAGUUCUCAGUUUACAGAAUCCCGAACCUCAGUUGAUGAGCAAUUGGUAGAAGUCACUGUGAACAGAUUGUCUGAUUUCUUCUCUCCUCAAGAAUUUUACUCUGGAGAAUUCACCACCGAUAUUCCACACUCAUGUCCGCUGCCUGCUGGUUCUUUAGAGCCAAAGAACUUGGUAAAUUCUCAGGCAAAUGACUUGGAUAUUUGCCCAAAUGCUAAUAAUGCCACCUCCAUAACAUCUGAAAGCAAAUGUUCUGUGAUGCAUGAAGAAACUGCUAGGCCUUCAUCUCUUGUCGAGUCUUCUGACAGUAGAAGACCUGACAUUGCUGGACAUCCCACUGUGAAAGGAAGAGCUCCCUCUCCUACAAGGCGCUUCAGUUUUAGUCUCGGAAAGAUGAGCAGAAGUUUUAGCUUUAAGGACAGCUCAGAAGUCCCACAAUUGAGUUCGACAUAUACUGCUGUCAAAUCAGGCCCAGUUAAGCCCGAAGUGGAUAACCAUAACAGAGGGAGGUCCAGCCCGUUAAGAAGAUUGCUGGACCCACUGCUGAAGCACAAAGGACCUCAAUCUACUGAGAUUGUUAAGCCGCUUAGUAGAAGCUUGCACUCCACGACUAACGGCACCACCAAGGGCUCAACUUUGCAGGCUCUUUUGCAGCUAACUUUGAAGAAUGGACUGCCUUUCUUUAAAUUUGUGGUCGAUAAUAGCAACGAUAUGCUAGCAGCCGCUGUGAAGAGGUUGCCAGUACCUGGGAAGAGCGAUCCUUGCAUGGUUUAUGUAUUCUACUCCGUUCACGAGAUCAGGAAAAAGGGCAUGAAGUGGAUGAAUCAAGGAUCAAAGGGUAAAGAUUGCAACCUUGGUUAUAAGGUUGUUGGUCAGAUGAAGAUUUCGAACUCUUAUUACCCGAAAGGGAAUGCUAGAGAUUCUAGUGUUUGGAAUGCAAGGGAAUGUGUAAUGUACGGUGCUGAUUCCUCAGGAGGGCUAGUGGACAAGAAAACACCUGAAUUUGUACCGAACAAGGAGAUUGUUGCCAUAGUUGUAAAAAAUUCGAGCAGAAACAGUAACCAAUUUUGUGAAGAAAGGGAGUUUUCAGAGUGUGCAUCUCCUGUAAUAUUUGGCACAGAAGAAAAUAAAAGCUCUAAUGGAACUGUAGUGAUACUUCCUGGUGGUGUUCAUGGUGUACCGGUUAAAGGUGCACCUUCGUCAUUAAUUAGCCGAUGGAGCUCCGGUGGAUCGUGUGAUUGUGGAGGGUGGGAUGUGGGGUGCAAGCUUCGAAUACUUUCUGACGAUAUAAAAAGUAGCAAAAAUCUCCCAGAUAUUGAUCAUUUUAAUCUUUUCGCACAGGGUGGAGACGAGAAGAGCAAGCCCGUUUUCAGCUUGAAACCGUUUAGCAAUGAAUUGUACUCCAUUGAACUGGAUGCAUCGGUUUCUUUGCUAGAGGCAUUUGCUACAUGUGUGGCCUAUGUCACUUGUUGGAAAUUCCCUGAAAUCUUGGAUACGUUGUCUGAAGGAGAACAUUUUCAAGAAAACAUUGUCGAGACUGAUAUUAGAAGAACAACGAAGAUAAUUCCUACAAAGUACGUGACAUGCCCGCCGUUGUCUCCAGCUGGAAGGAUCUAAUUUCUAAAGACCGAAUCAUGUUGUUAGCGUUUAGAUAUUUGUUUUUCUUUUGAAUUACUGUGACCACAUCUAUAUCUCGAAGAGAGUAUGUUGCUGUCAUUAGUCCCUAUUUCGUUCUAUAAUAAAUUUUAGUUGGGUGGAAAGUGAUUAGUAAUGGCUCUGUAA
Messenger RNA from Erythranthe guttata (spotted monkey flower), 2826 nucleotides. RefSeq lists its product as uncharacterized. NCBI's taxonomy places the organism in Eukaryota, Viridiplantae, Streptophyta, Magnoliopsida, Lamiales, Phrymaceae. The record is from RefSeq and is a predicted model, not a curated record.